UUGCCUGUAGGUACAUGCAUUUGUGUACAGAAAGCCUGUUACUGUUUCAUUCCAAACUCAGAUUAUUAUGGUUAAACUGUUCCUGCUAGUCUGUAAGUAUCUGGGCGCUGAAGAUGUCAUCCAUUUUGUUUCAGGCUACUAAAUAGGAGUACAUUCCAAUCCUGUUGCAAUAUUCUUAUUGUUAGUGUGUAGUUAUCUUUGUCUCUUUUAACACCAAAGUUUCCCAGGAGAGAGAAGAGAACAAAGUUAAGAAGAUUAUCUUAUCCUGUUCAGAUCAGGAGCUGCAGAGAAUAUCAAACCACCUUCAUUUUUCAUUUUCUUUAGCUUUGAAUCACUUUUUUUUUUCAUUUUCUGCUCCUGCUGGCAGGUAUUUGCUCUCUCUCUCUCUCCCUUUCUGUCUCUCGCUUUUCCUGUGUUGUGAUGAAAGUGCUCUGCUCCAUAGAUCAGGCCAGACCUCAGACGCAGCAGGUGCCACAGUGUGUGAUGAAUCAGCCGUGUCACUGCAGCUCGCUGUGGGAAAGUUCAUCUUUGUUAAGACUGCUCAGCCUCUACUUAUUAGUCGUCCCCUCCCAGAAACACCAAAGACACUGAGCUUUUAUGGCAGUCACAACUCGCCAUGCUCCAUUCUCACACUGUGUGGCUGUUUGUUUUGACAACUCUGCUGUUAUACAUGUGCCGUGCAGCAUUUGUAUGCAUUAGCAUAUUAAGAUGCACAUCAAAGUCUAUUGUUUAUUCCACUAUUUAGCACAAGAGCAUGGGAAUGUGUCCAAUUAAAACAGAACUAGCACUUGGAUUACAUUUAUAUGUUGUAGACUCCAAACAAAGUUCUGUUGUUGUUGUUGUUUUUUAACGAUAUGUAGUGUCUCAUUAGUGACUCAAGUUACUCAAUAGUGGGUCCAGAAACAAAGCAAGUGGAGCGCCAACAAGAUGGCCGUUGCCAAGGUGACGUGUGUCUGACUGAGCCCAUCUGUUCGCGUCCAUGUGCUCAAGGAGCCUGCCUGUUUUGGAUAUGACGUGUACACUGGCACGCUCGCAGUGUCAACACAGUGUAAACCAGUGUGGCAAUAAAGAAAAUGAAAAAAAAACCAAACUGGCAUGUUUGAAAUCAUGUCACUUCCCACAGUGGAUUAACAGUAAUGUGUGUUUGUCACGCAGUACAGUCAGUGAGUGCUGGAGACUUAUCUGUGUCUAUCUGUCUCUGCACUUGCCGCUGAGAUGAAUGGUAUUGAUAUUCCUACAUCCAGAGAAGAAAUCUCAGUAGUUCGAUAUGACUUCUCUGUGCUGGAGGGGGGGCGGGGGGAUCAAAUAAACUGAGAAAAGAAAAAAAGUGUGUAGGACUGCUGCACACAUCAUGCUGCUGUUGUUCAUGUGUGUGUGAAAGAAAAACAAAGAAUCCCAGCAUUCUCUCUGUCUCUGCUCCAUAAAAAAAGCUUAUGAAUAUUUUCACGCCCUGUUUACUUGACAUGAUAACCGUGACUGCUGUCUCCCUGUCUUACACUAUGUUUCUUUUCCUUACAAAGUUCCCCACAGAUGUCUGCUGCUAAUGACCUCCCCACUGGAUCCAACAAGACAUCCCGAGUCCUCCACUCCAGAUGAAUAUCCAGAGAGACAGUGGACAGCUUGAACUUGCCUUGGCGAUGGCUGAAGCAUCAGCACCACCUCUUUCCCCAACAGAAUAUGGACUGUUGUCUCCGCCUCCUGAUCUGUGUGCGUCAUGCGGCCACAGCCACCAGCUGGAGGAAAACCACGAGUACAUCUACAAAGAUGAGGUGGACGACGACCUCGUCUGUCACAUCUGCCUGCAACCGCUCAUCAGACCCCUGGACACGCCCUGUGGACAUACCUACUGCCAGGAGUGUCUCACCAGCUUCCUGCUGGAGAGCGACUUCUGCCCCGUGUGCCGUACGCCCCUCAUGCUCCAGAGCUGCAGGAAGCCUAGCCUGCUGGUGCACAAGCUGCUGGACAAGCUGACCGUGGCUUGCCCCUUCACUGACCAUUGCACUGAAAUAAUGGCCCGUGGUGAAAUGGAAGACCACAUCAAGAGCAGGUGUAAAGGAGCCUCUCACUAUGGGCUCUCAGCAGACAGAAAGCGACGUUCACAGGAGGGUGAAUGCACUGACAGCACAUCAGAACUCACCAUUGCCACACUGCCCAAUGACGGCCCCACCUCCGCCGCGGUGGCCCUCCUGUCAGAUGAACCCGGUCUGGUCAACCCUGCUUUCGACCCCAGCAUGGAGGACAACAGCCAGUCAGGCAGCACAACCAGCUUGGCUGCUCGCAGCAGCAGCAAGAAGAGUGAGUUCAGAAAUUUUGACCGUUCUUCAGUGAGGAGCCGCUCCUUCCGGAGGCUGAACCGGGCAUUCAGUGUCCUGAGGAGGACCAAGAGUGGCAACGCAGUGAGCAAUGAAACAUCUGAAGAAAGAGACAACGCAAGGAAUUCCAGUGUGCCACAGGAAGUGCUGGCUCUUCCUCAGCUCCAUCACCUGAUCCCUGACGGUGAACUUACCAGUAUUAAGAUCACACGGGUGGAUGCCUCAGAACCACUGGCCAUCAGCAUUGUCGGCGGCAACGAGACCCCCUUGGUGCGCAUCCUCAUCCAGGAUAUCUACAGAGAAGGUGUCAUUGCUCGCGAUGGACGCUUGCUGCCUGGAGACAUGAUUCUGAAGGUAAAUGGCAUUGACAUCAGCAAUGUACCCCACUGCUACGCCGUGGCAACCCUCAAACAGCCCUGCCAACUCCUCCGGCUAACCGUCCUCAGAGAACAGCGCCACCGCUACCGCUCACAUUCGCACAACCACCCACACGGCCACGGGCAUGGCCACGAUGUUGCCGGGGGCCACCUGUCUCACGGCCUGCCUCACCACCCCUUGAGGGAUGACAGCAUCCAUGUGGUCCUGAAUAAAAGCACUCCAGAAGAACAGCUGGGCAUUAAGCUAGUGAGGCGGCCGGAGGAGCAUGGAGUCUAUAUCUUUCACCUGCUGGAGGGAGGCCUGGCAGCACGUGACGGACAGUUGUGUGUCGGCGACCGCGUGCUGGCCAUCAACGGGCACGAUUUACGCUAUGGAGCACCAGAACAUGCUGCUCUGCUUAUCCAGGCAAGUGAGGAGCGUGUCCAUUUCAUAGUGUCUCGUCAGAUCUGCCUGCCUACCCCAGACAUCCUACAAGAAGAUCCUUGGGCCAUGGAUGGUCCCCCACCAUAUUCCCCUGUGGAUAUAGAGCAAACACUGCUGGACUCUUGUCAGAAGCCUGCAUGCUAUGAAAAGACAGUUACUCUGACCAAAGAGCCCUACGACUCCCUGGGUAUGACGGUGGCAGGGGGCAUGUCCAGCCGAGGGUGGGACCUCCCCAUCUAUGUCACAAACGUGGACCCCGAUGGAGUGGUGGGACAGGAGGGCUCCAUCCGCAAAGGUGACAUCUUGCUAAACGUGAACGGGGUGGAUUUGACGGGGGUGACGCGAGGCGAGGCCGUGGCCAACUUGAAGAACACCUCCUCUCCCGUUGUGCUCAAGGUCUUGGAGAUGCGUCCUCCUGAUGAAAGUCUGCAAGAGUGCACAUUGCCACCCUGUCUCACACCCUCACCAACAGAUAGCACCAAGAGCCCACUGCCCAAUGAUGAUUACUCCCCACUGUGGGUGUCAUGGCUGCAGCUACCCAGGCAUCUCUACUGCUGCAAAGACAUUGUCCUGCGGCGGAGCACUUCGGGCAGUCUGGGAUUCAGUAUCGUAGGAGGUCAGGAGGAGGUCAACUGCAAUCAAUCCUUUUUUAUCCGUUCCAUUGUGGAGGGAACACCGGCCUACAAUGAUGGCAGGAUAAGGUGUGGGGACAUCUUACUUGAGGUGAAUGGAAACAGUACAUGGGGAAUGACCCACACAGCAUUGGUGCGUCUUCUGAAAGAGCUUCGAGGCAGAAUCACCCUGACCAUCGUGUCCUGGCCGGGCAGCCUGCUGUAGCAGUGCUCCAAGCCAUCAAGCGCUGCUUCAGUGGCACUGACCAAGGAAUGUGGAAGGCAGAGCUUUAGACUGGCUGACCACCCUAAGCUUGCUGUGUGGGAGAAGCUUAGAAUAGUGCUGUAGCUGUAUGGAUAUCUAACUUCUGAUGGACAGCUGAGACUUUGCCAGGAGUUUGGAGAGGGACAAACAUAAGACUGGAUUGUUACCAGAGUUCAACUUGCCCCUCCAAGAAUGCUGGACUGGGAGGAUCCAGGCCUGAGCCUCUUCUAACUAGGAUGUUGGGCGUUAUCUGUUAAGAGGACAUGAUCAUUCUCUUGCACAGCAUCCAGUGAGUGGGGUGGGGAGUAUCGAGAGAAGACACAACACGUUGCCAAUUCCAGUAGUUAUAUAUUAGGGUAUGCGUUAAGUUGGACUCACAUUUCUUUACUGUAAAUGUUGGGUGUCUAAAAAAGUACUGAUCCAAGCACUUGUAAUACGUUUCUUUUGUUUGUUUGUGGUAUGGCCUUAUAGGCUCCAUUCUGUUUGUACUGACAGUGGUUGUCGUCUUCAUCUGUGACCAGAGGACACGUUGCCAAGUAGUAGUCUGUGUUGAGGUUUUUUUUUAUUUUAUUUUAUUUCAGAAGCUAUGGCUAAAUUAUCAAACCACUGGCAAGGAUAAAAAAUAUAAAAAAUAAAGGAUCAAUGUGUUCAUAACAUGUUAAAAAAUAAUAUUUAAUUAGGUGACAUUGUGGAGGCCUUACUAAUUUUCUUACUUUUAAGAAAAACACUGACUUGGUUUCUGUGUAGCAGUAGAUGGUCUGGGGCCUAUCUACUGCGGUUCUGUCUGUCACGCUUCGGCCUGUGUAGUAUAUCUGAUGGUACAUUUGGUUAAAUAAUCAAUAAAGUCAUUUGAAAAAGAAA
This is a messenger RNA of Thunnus maccoyii (southern bluefin tuna), 4850 nucleotides long. RefSeq names its product ligand of numb-protein X 1 (gene lnx1). The record is from RefSeq and is a predicted model, not a curated record. Gene Ontology annotation, molecular function: protein binding; ubiquitin-protein transferase activity. Gene Ontology annotation, cellular component: cytoplasm. The transcript is spliced from 10 exons. NCBI's taxonomy places the organism in Eukaryota, Metazoa, Chordata, Actinopteri, Scombriformes, Scombridae. The coding region runs from base 1593 to 3950 and encodes 785 amino acids. Gene Ontology annotation, biological process: ubiquitin-dependent protein catabolic process.